CUGUGAUAGGACAAGAAGACAGCUGUAAGCUGCAGCUGGGGAGGUUUAGGUUGGGCAUCGGGAAGAAUUUCUUCACAGAAAGGGUGAUCAGAUACUGGAAAGGGCUGCCCAGGGAGGUGGUGGAGUCACCGUCCCUGCAGGCGUUUCAGGAAGGACUGGGCGUGGCACUUAGUGCGGUGUUCGGCCAUAGGUUGGACUCGAUCGGAGACAUCUUUUCCAACCUAACUGACUCCGUGAGACCACCCGAACAAACAGAACAAAAAGGAACAAAACAAACACAAGCCCAACCAGCCGAAGGCGCAGAGCCACACCGCAGUACGGCCCGUGAGGCGGCGCUCCCGCCCCUGCCCCGCGCCCUCCGGCCGCCAGGGGGCGCGCGCGGGCCGCUCCCGCCGGACGCCGCGCGGCCGCUUCCUGCCCCGCGCGCGGCACCGCCCGCUCCGCCGGCCGCAGGUUUUGCCCGAAUUUUUGUUGUCCGUGUGGUAAACGCCUGCCUUGUGCCAGGAUCAGGGACACGGGCUCAGUGUAAAUCCACCCGAAGGCAGCUAAAAAUCAGCCGUGAUAAAGAGCCUCAGGGAGACCGCGAUUUGGCCUGAAGGGCUCGGCUGUGCCCUGGGGUUUCGUUUUGCUGAGCCCCACACGAGUAAUGGCCACCUACACUUGCAUCACUUGCCGUGUGGCUUUCAAGGAUGGUGACAUUCAGCGUGCCCAUUACAAAAGUGACUGGCACAGGUACAACCUGAAGCGUAAAGUUGCUGACAUGCCUCCUGUUACUGCUGAGAAUUUUCAAGAGAGAGUCCUGGCACAGAGAGCAGUAGCUGAGGAGCAGAACAAAAUCACUGCCACUUACUGCACAGUGUGCAGCAAGAGGUUCUCCACCUUCAAUGCCUAUGAGAAUCACCUGAAGUCCAAGAAGCACCUGGAGCUGGAGAAGAAAACUGUCCAAGCUGUCAGCAAGAAGGUGAAAAUAUUAAAUGAGAAGAAUCUGGAAAAGGGGCUGGCCCCAGAGAGUGUAAAUAAAGAUGAAAUGAACACAGCUAUUCAGCAAGCCAUCAGAGCCCAGCCAUCUUCGUCUCCAAAGAAGACACCUCAACCUCCUAGUCAUGCGAGUAGCUCUCCAGUUUCCAGGGAAAGCACCAGCUUGUCCCAGAGCAGAGAACGACCAGAAAUACCUCCACGGCUGCAGUGGUUUGAACAGCAAGCAAGGAAGCUGGCCAAGCAACAGGCAGAGGAAGAAGAGGAUAAUGAGGAAGACUGGGAAGAUAUGGAUUCUGAUGAAGACAUUGGCUCUGAUGAAGAGAUGGAAAGUGUGGAAGAAGAAGGGGAACAGCAGGUAGAGGCUGAAAGCAUUCCUGCUGUUGGGGCCAUACCAGUCACAGACUGCUUGUUCUGUUCCCAUCACUCAAGAUCUCUCACAAAAAAUGUGGCGCAUAUGACAAAAAUCCACAGCUUCUUCAUUCCAGACAUAGAGUACCUUGUGGAUCUCAGAGGACUAAUCAAGUAUCUUGGAGAGAAAGUUGGUGUUGGGAAAAUCUGCAUCUGGUGCAAUGAAAAGGGGAAAUCCUUCUACUCUACGGAAGCGGUCCAGGCUCAUAUGAAUGAUAAAAGCCAUUGCAAACUCUUCACAGAUGGAGAUGCUGCCCUGGAAUUUGCAGAUUUCUAUGAUUUUAGGAGCAGUUAUCCCGAUCACGAGGAUGGGAAAGAUGUGGAGGGUCUUGGAAAGCACUCGGCAGAGCAAGAGUUGGAUUAUGAUGAUGACACCAUGGAGCUGAUCCUUCCAUCAGGUGCCAGAGUGGGUCACCGUUCCUUGAUGAGGUACUACAAGCAGCGUUUUGGUGUGACAAGAGACGUGGCUGUUGCGAAGAACAAGAAAGCCGUGGGUCGGGUGCUGCAGCAGUACCGAGCCUUGGGCUGGACAGGGCAGGCAGGGGCCGUCUCUGCUCAGCAGCGUGACAUGCAGUACCUGCAGAGGAUGAAGUCAAAAUGGAUGCUCAAGACAGGAAUGAGUAACAACGCUACAAAGCAGAUGCAUUUCCGGAUGCAAGUUAGAUUCUGAGCUCCAAAGAGAGUGGCUUACAACUGGUUAUGGGAAGGGGGAUUUAAUGGUUUCUGGGUUGCGGAUUCUCCUAUUAAAAUGGACUCGGUACCUAUCAAAUGCUGAUAUGUUUGCAGGUGUGUCUGUAAAAAGAAGAACAGCAGGGAACUUGUUUUUUCUGAAAUAAUGGUGGGCCUAACUUAAAAAUAAAAUAUCUUCAGUGGA
Messenger RNA from Pyrgilauda ruficollis (rufous-necked snowfinch), 2260 nucleotides. RefSeq names its product zinc finger protein 622 (gene ZNF622). Gene Ontology annotation, cellular component: preribosome, large subunit precursor. The record is from RefSeq and is a predicted model, not a curated record. Gene Ontology annotation, molecular function: zinc ion binding; nucleic acid binding. The transcript has 8 exons. Lineage: Eukaryota; Metazoa; Chordata; Aves; Passeriformes; Passeridae. Gene Ontology annotation, biological process: ribosomal large subunit biogenesis. Bases 647 to 2056 code for a protein of 469 amino acids.